Molecule: messenger RNA, 4818 nt
Organism: Gambusia affinis (western mosquitofish)
Lineage: Eukaryota; Metazoa; Chordata; Actinopteri; Cyprinodontiformes; Poeciliidae
Product: ephrin-A2-like
Exons: 6
Coding region: 826-1455 (209 amino acids)
Biological process (GO): ephrin receptor signaling pathway; osteoclast differentiation; axon guidance
Cellular component (GO): plasma membrane
Molecular function (GO): ephrin receptor binding
Source: RefSeq, a predicted model, not a curated record
AUAAAAUCCAUUUUUCAAAAAAGACAAAGGACAAAAGAAUUGGUGUCAAUUAACAACCUGGUUUUUAACCAAGAGAGAUGAGUCCACGUCAGGUGCAGCCUACGGCCCCACAUAGCAUCGUAACUCCUCCCUGUGGCGGUGAAAAAGGAGGGGUUCUUCUGCUGGAGGUGGGCGGGGCUUCAGGCAUGGCUGAAUCGGAAGCCCCGCCCACCGGGACGCACCGGGAGCUGCAGUUUGGAGCGCAGCCGGUAAUCAAGCCAAACGCUCCUCCUGCAGCAGCGACUAAACUUUUCUCUUUGUUCCCGUGUGCACGGGUCCGAGCCGACCCGGUCCACUCGGCGCGGUCCGGUUCGGUUCUGAAAGUUUGCGAGCAGAAGUUUGCGGAGCGGCGGAGCUCCGGGGAUCCGCUCGGUUGGACCCGAAGGUUACAUAAGAGUGGACAUAAAUCCUGAAUGAGCUCCGUGUCCGGCGCCGCUCCGCUCCGCGCGUAAACGCGCCGCAGAGUUCAGAUUCCAGCUGAAAAGCAAGGACGCACGGUUCUGACCCGGUUCUGACUGGGUGAAAAUGAAAGUUUGGAGCAGGUUUCCCCCCCUGGAUGCACGCUCGGAGUAUUUUCCUGACUUUAGAGUGUGGAGCGAGAAGCCGCGCGUCCUGACGCUGAAUGGGAUGGAUGAUCGUGUGAGCGGCGGAAUGAAGCCAGCCUGCUGUAAAUAAGACUCCCCGCUCCUCUCUGUGGAUAUAAAGUGACUGAAGAACGGUGAUUUUUAUUUAGUUUUUCAUGAGCUUCGGUUCUGGUUCGCGAACAGCUGAACCGAAGAGACGCGGAUGCUCGCCGCGCCGCCGCUCAUGGCGCGCUCCGAGCGGCCGCCGCUGCUGCUCGGGCUGCUGCUGCUGCGACUCUGCUGCGCCGUUACCGACGACCGGCUCAUCUCGGACCGGUACGCGGUCUACUGGAACAGCACCAAUCCCAGGUUCUUCCGGGGCGACUACACGGUGGAGGUGGCGAUCAACGACUACCUGGACAUCUACUGCCCGCACUACGAGGCGCCGGAGCCGGCGGAGCGCAUGGAGCACUACAUCCUGUACAUGGUGAACUACGACGGCUACAUGAGCUGCAGCCAUUACCGCAACGGCUUCAAGCGCUGGGAGUGCAACCGGCCGCAGAGCCCCAACGGGCCGCUCAAGUUCUCCGAGAAGUUCCAGCUCUUCACGCCCUUCAGCCUGGGCUUCGAGUUCAGGCCGGGACACGAGUACUACUACAUCUCGUCUCCACAUCCCAACCUGGCUGGGAAGCCGUGCCUGAAGCUGAAAAUCUACGUCAAGCCGAGCAACGACUCCAUCUAUGAAUCUCCAGAGCCCUUCCUGACGGACGACACCACCGGCGGCGGCAGCCUGGCUCUGCCGUCCGCCAUCUUGCUCUCCCUCCUCCUCAUCCUGCUCCUCGCCUCCUCGUAGCACCUCCUCCUCUCCCUCCUGCUGCUGCCGGGACAGAUUUGGGAAGCGAGCGCAGCUUCCGCUCCCUGACCUCCGACCUUUUCCUGGACGUGGAUGAGGAGUCGGAGGCCGGCAGCGGGAGGAGCUGCGUCUGGAGUUUCUGAAAACUUUUCUGUUAAAAAAGCAAAAACUCUGUUUCAGAUCUGAAAGCUGAGGCUCCACUGACCUCCAUGUUCACAGCUGGCUGGAUUUUAUGCAUUUCUGGAAACUCUUUAAAAAAAAUCCAUUCAUGUUUUAAAAUCUCAUUUUGUUCAUUUUCAAGUUGAUGCCAAAGUUUUGUACGUUGGUUCUCUGAGCCUCGCUAAGGCCAGACACGUCGUUACUCGCCUAAAACACAAAACAUUUUGGAACGUCGAUGUGUUUCACUCUUUUCCAUUUAGACUGACUAAAUCUUACAAAAACCUUAAAGGGCAUCUAUUAUGUAAUGUUCACAUUUUGCACGUUUUUAUGCUUCCAUUUGAGUCUCAACAGUUUUAAGUGCUUAAAAAAAUCAGCCAGGAGUUUUGUGGCAAUAAGUUUGUUUUUUAGUGUCUAGAAAAUGAGCCGUUUCAAAAACCUCUGGAGCUUUGAGUUACGUUUGACGGGCAUUUCGCCGUUACCUAGCAACCCAAAGGGAGCUCCAGCUGGUUUUAGUGCUGUACAAUGGCUGCUGGAAAAGACAAAGUGUUUUGUUGUUGACUUACCAUCCAGAAACCACUUCAUGCUUUCUAGUUGGUUGUCCAGGAGGCUCCACUUCUGCUUUUCAAAGAUGUACGGUUGUAUAAUUUUGCAGUCAUUUUCACAUGCGAGUGUAAACAUUGAGUUGGGGGCGUGGCCAGCAGCACCUUAUUUGGAUUUAAAGAGACAAGACAGUUAAAAUCUUAUCGUCUAAGGAUGAUUUUGUCCAGAAAAUGUAACAUAUUUUAUUUUAUCCAUAGAUCUGUAAUAAGAAAGUCAAACUUUCUCCAACUACUCUUUGUUUUUUAAAUGGAAACUUCAUUUAUUUACUUGAACUUUAAGGGAAAUUUAACCAAAUUUACACUUUCUAUGCUGAAAUCUCUCCCAAAAUAAUACAUUUGUUACACAAAUAAGACUUAGUGAUUCAUUAUGCUUAAAAAAUAAUUAGUUUGAUUUUAAGAAAUUUAUGAAAUAAUAAAAGAUAGAAUUGUUUUAAACUACGCAUGUUAAUUUCCUUAUAUAUCUAACAGCUGAAAACAGUUUAAAGGUUUCAUUAGAGAUGAGCAGUGCCAUCUGGUGGCCACAUUAAACACUGCAGCUUUAACAACCUGGAUCCACAUCUGGAAAACUUUACCAAAACACUGAAGUUUCUCCCUGAUACAUGAAUAUUGUUUUAAUCUGCAAUAAUUGAAAAUUACAGCAAUAAGAGAGAUAAAUUGAAGCAAUGUUUAAAUAAAUAAUGAGUAGUUUUGGAUCCCUCGUGAAUAAACGGGGUUCAGUUCUACCUGUGCAGCUUGGCGGUCAGUGGAGUCCAGCUUCAGCCUGAGGAACCCAUCAGAGACGGCCAUGUUUCAGUCACUGAUGGUUGCAGUCGCAGCGAGACACAGUUUCCACCGGCAACAAAAUCAAUGCAAAAACCACAAAGUUACUGAAAUAUUCAUGAGUCGCAUCAGUCAGCCAUAACGGGCUGAAAGGUGUGUUGCUCUCAGUAACUGUUUUCAUUACAAAUGUCAGCAAAACAUCAAAAUUCUGCUAAUAUUGAAAAAAAAUACAAUUUAAAAAUGUUAUUAAACGGACACUUCCUGUCGUCUUUGUCGUUUCUGCCAGUAGUAUCAUCUGGUUGAUGAUCAUGUGGCUCAAAUGAUGUGAACAAAGUGUUUUGCGAAAUGCAUUAAUUUUGAUACAGCAGAAAAACAACCUCACCUUGGCACAAAACACGGAAGUUUUUUAGAAAUUGAUGUUUCCAAUUAAGCAAAUUAAUUUUCUUAAUUCCAAUUUUUACAAUUUUAAGGCCAGUUUCCAGUUUAGCUGCUUUUCCACUACAAAUGUCCAUAAAACGUCGAUAUUCUGCUAACGUUGACAAACCCUACUUUAAAAUUGCGGCGUUUCCAUUAAAUGGACACUUCCUGUUGUCUUCUUUGUCGUUUCUUCCAGUAGCAACAUGCAGUUGUUGAUCAUGUGACUCUUAUUUCCAUUGCAGUUUUGUGAUGGUUCUGGUUGAGAAGCAUCUAAACUUCCUCAGACUUAGUAAACAGUUUGUGGACGUUGUGGCUGAUCUUCAUCGUUAAUAAUCGCAGUAAAAACCGUCCAGCCCUGCAGCAGCGAACGCCCUCCCCAGUCGACGGCCUUUCCUUCCUGAAAACCUGCCAAAGACUUGCUAAACUUUUUUAUUGGAUGCUUCUUUGGAGUCGGGUUUGGGCUGCGCCACCAGCAGCUGGCGGAUGAUUUAAAGGGGCGGAGCUUCCUUCUUAUUUUCUAAAUUUUGUCAUUUUGUUGUAAAUAAAAAGUAAAACCGAAUGUCCUGCGAAAAAUACAAAUGUAUAAAUAGAUAAAUGGCCUUUUCUCCCCCCUCUUCCUCCCCCUCCCCCCACUGGUGCUGAAUUUUUAAUGACUGCGAAACAGCGCCACCUUGUGACGCCUUUCAUUAGAAAACCCCAAACUUUGUGUUUUCUUCAUCACCUCAUGACGUCCUUCCAUCCCCGAUGGAGGGAGGUGUGUCCUUGUGAGCGGAGGAGCCAGGGGCAUGCUGGGAAAUGCAGUAUCUCAAACGGCGGCACUGUGACGGAGGACGGGCGAAAAGGUUUUCAAAACGAACGUUUCCUUUCUGCCAUGUUGUUUUGAAACCCAGGAGAUUACUCAUAAAUGAUGUAAAGUCUGAUGUUUGUUGUCGUUUUAGUUCCUGUUUGGUUCCUGCCUGAAUCACGAUGCAUUCUGGUCGCUGUAGUCCUGUGAGUUCUGGUUCUGUUGCUGGUUCUGGUUCAGUGGGUUCUUUUGCCAUGUUAACGUUGAUUUCUGUGUGAAUGAAUUUAGUUUUUUUGUGGCACUAAACGUAAAAGAAGAGGAAUAGUUACAGAAAAUAAAGAUAAGUGUAUUCAAGAAGGAAAUGUUUUUCUACAUCAAAAUGUCUCCAUAUUCUAUUCUUUCAAAGACAAAAAAAAAAAUCUGUUUUUUUAUAUUUUCUUAUUGGAUGCUUAUAAAGUCCUGUUGUAAAGUUAAACAAAGCAUUUAUCUGAUUGGCUCCAGAGAGGUCAGAGGUCACAGGCCUCCUUUUGUUAGCCUGCGCUGCAUGAGCAGGAGGAAUAAAUUAUAUUUCAGAGAGAAAAUGUUACGAUAUGAACCUGUGUUUGAUAAAAAGUUACUGCUAAUAAAAAGAAGAUUUAAGUUCCA